AUGCCCAAGGUGGAAACCACACUGUUCAGGGUGACAACUACACUGCCCAAUGGGACAGCUACACCAGCCGACGUGACAACUACAUCGCCCGAGGUGACCACUACACUGCCCGAGGUGACAACUACACUGCCCGAGGUGACAACCACACUGCCCGAGGUGACAACCACACUGCCCGAGGUGACAACUACACUGUCCGAGGUGACAACCACACUGUCUGAGGUGACAAACACACUGCCCGAGCUGACAACCACACUGCCCAAGGUGACAACCACUUUGCCCAAGGUGACAACCACGUUGCCCAAGGUGGCAACCACAUUGCCCAAGGUGGCAACCACACUGCCUAAGAUGACAACCACUCCGCCAGAGGUGUUCCCAAAUAAUGUCAAACGGACCAGAUUUGACCAGAUUCAGAAGAAUACAGAGCCACAACCUUUAACGAUUCAAGAAGGGGAUCGCUACCAUAGUCUUGGUUGCUGGAAGGACCACAGUAGUCGUGCCAUUCCAACACUCGAGGGGCUAGAUUCACGUCUGGAGGGCAGCUACCGAACACGGAGUAACGCCGUCGAGAAGUGUUACCAGGCAGCAAAAUCUCGGUCCUUUGCCGUGUUUGCUGUACAACAUGGCGGGCAGUGUUACGGGUCUGCUGACGGGCACAACACCUUCUUCAAGUACGGCCGUUCCACCGCCUGUCAAGCGGGCGAUGGCGGCACUUGGGCAAAUGACGUGUACCGAAUUACAACUCGGACAGGUGUCAAUAUCGCCCUGGGGAAGAGAACGGCCCAAUCCAGCACAUUCAGCUUUAAUGAGGACCUCCCGGGAAAUGCCAGGCUUGCUGUAGACGGGAACACUGCCUCCAACCACCACUACGGGUCUUGCACACACACCAAAAAUUUACCGGGAGAGAUGAAUGCAAGCUGGUGGGUGGAUCUUGGCCAGCAGUAUGCGAUUGGCAGAGUUGUCAUCUUCAACCGGAUGGACUGUUGUCAGGAACGACUCAACCCCUUCAACAUCCACAUCGGGGAUUCCGACCAGGUCAGCACGAACCCCAUGUGUGGCGAUUAUCAUCAAAUCGACGUGAAACGGCCGUCCAUUUCGGUCUCAUGUCAGGGGAUGAAGGGACGGUAUGUGGCCGUUCGUCUUCCCUACAACCACAACUGCCGGAUUCUGAGCCUGUGUGAAGUCCAAGUCUUUUCGGUUACCUGGAACAUGCGAAAUGGGGGCUGCCAGGAUGGCUACAUACGAGUCGGGUGGCCCUGCAUCAAACUCGUUUCCAGCCCAAAGUCCUUUUGGGAUGCAAAGCAGGCCUGUGUGGACGAAGGCGCUACUCUGGCCAUGCCUAGAACGGAAGAAUUUGACCACGCUCUAAGACACCAUGUCAAAAUCACUGCUCAGCUCGGCUACUCCGAAUUUUGGAUCGGGCUGACGGUGACCGUAACUGGCUUCUGGUUUGGAUCAAAAGAAUAUAACUGGGUAGACGGGGUACCCCUGCUGGGACAGUACCGGGGUUGGCACCCAGGUGAACCAACUGACGUAAAAAACCUAAGGAACGGGGAUUGGCUAUGUAUCCAGUACUGGUACUCAGGACGUACCACCGAUCCAAUGUGGGACGACGCUGAAUGUUCACAGAAAAAGCGGUACAUCUGCCAAUCCUCUCCUGCCUAA
Molecule: messenger RNA, 1662 nt
Organism: Branchiostoma belcheri (Belcher's lancelet)
Lineage: Eukaryota; Metazoa; Chordata; Leptocardii; Amphioxiformes; Branchiostomatidae
Exons: 7
Coding region: 1-1662 (553 amino acids)
Source: RefSeq, a predicted model, not a curated record